GAUUACAGGUGUGAGCCACUGAGCCCGGCCUGUUGGUCACAUUUUAACAUGGAGAUUGCUUAAAAAACCUUGAUUUCUGACUUUUCUUGAAAGGUCACCCUAACAACACCGGGUUCACUGCACAUACACUAGCGGCCACUUCCCUGCUUGGUAUCAGCCUGGCUUUUUGGGGCAUUUAAGUUUGCGACUCCUGUAUUAGGGACAGUGAGAGGGGAGCAGUUAAUUGUGGAAAUGGGUAGGGUAGGUGAAGGCUUCUCAGAGGACGACUUCCCAGAGGCUGUCCCAGCAAUGGGAGUGCCAGACGGUUGGGGCCCACACAGGCUGUGGCAGGGAGGUAGGAUGCAGCUGAGGCAUCUGCGCUGGAAGAAGGGCUGUGCUGGGAUCUAGCUUUGCAGCACAGCGAAGGUGAAUCACAAGCAAGAACCCACAUCAAGUUUUCCACCCGGGAUGUGAAAACCAAUAAAGCCUCAGGAGAGAGGCAUUGCUCGUUCGUUUUUUCCGAAAAUCAUUCCAAAUUAUGUCCCAAUUCGACUUUCUUCAACUUCAUCCCAGAAAAGCAAAGGCCGGGCACUUGAACAAGAACAGCUGUCAGCCUAGGGCGCCGCCGCGGGGUUGGUGGGGGCUGGAGCGGGGCCGGACUCUAAUUGGUCCACGGCCUCGGCCCGACUAUCAAAUCAGCAGAGCCUGCGUCAUCACGUCAUUGCCUGGGCGACCGUCCGCGGAAAUUUGAAAUGGCUGACGGAUCGCUGACUGGCGGCGGUCUGGAGGCGGCGGCCAUGGCGCCGGAGCGCACGGGCUGGGCGGCCGAGCAGGAGCCGGCGUCUCUGGAGAAAGGUUUGUUCCAAGAUGAAGAUUCAUGCAGUGAUUGUAGCUACCGUGAUAAACCAGGUUCUAGUUUACAAAGUUUUAUGCCUGAAGGAAAAACCUUUUUCCCAGAAAUUUUCCAAACAAAUCAACUUUUGUUCUAUGAGCGAUUCAGAGCCUAUCAAGAUUACAUUUUAGCUGACUGCAAGGCCUCUGAGGUACAGGAAUUCACAGCUGAGUUCUUGGAGAAGGUCCUUGAGCCAUCUGGAUGGCGGGCGGUCUGGCACACUAACGUGUUCAAGGUGCUGGUUGAGGCCACAGAUGUGGACUUUGCAGCCUUGAAGGCAGUGGUGAGGCUUGCUGAACCAUACCUCUGUGACUCUCAAGUGAGCACUUUUACCGUGGAGUGCAUGAAGGAGCUCCUCGAUCUGAAGGAACAUCGGUUGCCCCUGCAGGAGCUCUGGGUGGUGUUUGAUGAUUCGGGAGUGUUUGACCAGACAGCUCUUGCAAUUGAGCAUGUCAGAUUUUUCUACCAAAACAUUUGGAGGAGUUGGGAUGAAGAAGAGGAGGAUGAAUAUGAUUAUUUUGUCAGAUGUGUUGAACCUCGAUUAAGAUUGCAUUAUGACAUUCUUGAAGACCGAGUUCCAUCAGGACUUAUUGUUGACUACCGCAAUCUGUUGUCUCAAUGUGAGGAGAGUUACAGGAAAUUUUUAAAUCUGAGAAGCAGUUUGUCAAAUUGUAACUCUGAUUCUGAGCAGGAAAAUAUCUCCAUGGUGGAAGGGUUAAAAUUGUAUUCGGAGAUGGAACAGUUGAAACAAAAGCUGAAACUCAUUGAGAAUCCUUUGUUGAGGUAUGUGUUCGGUUAUCAGAAGAAUUCUAAUAUCCAAGCAAAGGGUGUUCGUCCCAGCGGUCAGAAGAUCACUCACGUGGUCUCCUCCACCAUGGUGGUUGGUCUCCUGCGGUCCCUGCUCACAGACAGGCUUUGUCAGGAGCCCGGUGAGGAAGAAAGAGAAAUUCAGUUCCAUAGUGAUCCACUGUCUGCUAUAAAUGCCUGCUUUGAAGGUGACACUGUUAUUGUUUGUCCUGGCCAUUAUGUGGUACAUGGCACUUUCUCCAUUGCUGACUCCAUUGAGUUGGAAGGAUAUGGCCUACCAGAUGACAUUGUGAUAGAAAAGAGGGGCAAAGGCGACACUUUUGUGGACUGCACUGGUGCUGAUAUUAAAAUUUCAGGCAUAAAAUUUGUUCAGCACGAUGCUGUAGAGGGAAUCUUAAUUGUUCACCGUGGUAAGACUACGCUGGAAAACUGUGUGCUGCAGUGUGAGACGACUGGAGUCACAGUGCGGACAUCGGCAGAGUUUCUAAUGAAGAACUCGGAUUUAUAUGGCGCCAAGGGUGCCGGUAUAGAAAUCUACCCUGGGAGUCAGUGCACCCUAAGUGACAAUGGGAUCCAUCACUGCAAGGAAGGGAUCCUCAUUAAGGACUUCUUAGAUGAACAUUAUGACAUUCCCAAGAUAUCCAUGGUGAAUAACAUAAUACAUAAUAAUGAAGGUUAUGGUGUUGUCUUGGUGAAACCUACAAUCUUCUCUGACCUGCAAGAAAAUGCUGAAGAUGGAACUGAAGAAAAUAAAGCACUUAAAAUUCAGACAAGUGGAGAGCCAGAUGUGACUGAAGGAGUGGAUCUAGAAGAGCUGAUGCAGUGUGCAACUGGUAAAAUGGAGCUUUAUGCAAGAACUGACCUUUCUGAGCAAGUCGAGGGAAAUUGUGAAAUUGUAAAUGAACUAAUUGCUGCCUCCACACAAAAAGGCCAGAUGAAGAAGAAAAGGUUGAGUGAACUGGGGAUCACUCAAGCUGAUGACAACUUAAUGUCACAGGAGAUGUUUGUUGGGAUUGUGGGGAACCAGUUCAAGUGGAAUGGGAAAGGUAGUUUUGGUACAUUUCUUUUCUGACCACAGUGAUGUAAGUAGGUAGAAAGACUGGAUUUUGCACAUGCUGCCCUAAGAAUCACUGCUGCCAUUGUAGUUUGCUUUAAUGUCUGUGUUUUAUAUUUGAUUAUUUGGGCUUGAGUGAAAGGUAGAUUUAUUUCCAUUUGCAGGUGUUGCACAUAAAACACUCCCUCUUUAUAAGAAAAAUCAUAAAUGCAUAUAAAAUAGAAAAUAUUUGGAGAUUGCUUAUCUGAAAGUCUUGCUUUCUUGUACACAUGGCUCUCUCAUAUUAAGCCUGGUAGUAACUUUUUAGUGUAAUUACCUUUAGCACUUCAAAGAUGAGGAAGAAAGGAAGGGAAUGUAAGACUAGUGCAUAAAAAUGCAAUAGAUGUCGUAUGUACAGGGUUCUUCUUAGAGUUGCCUUUUCAUCCCAAUUACAGUGAGUCUGAUUUCCAUCUUGUAUUUGCGUAAUACUUGUCUUAAAAGCUUUUAUGAUUGGGAAUUUAUCUGCCUAAUCAGACUUAUUAUUGAGACUGUCAAUGGGAUGCAUUUUUCUGUUGAGCUAUGCAGUCAUCAAAACAGUGAUAGACAGCAUAGAAAGUUUGAAGCAGAAAUGAAAUGUGUUAUUCAGAGCCAGUGUUGUACAUAGAACAUUUUUACUAUUGCUGAAUGGGAAUGAUUAAAAACAAGGUAUUCUUCAGACCAGUUGUGGCUCACACUUGUAAUCGCAGCACCUUGGGAGGCUGAGGCAGGAGGAUCACUUGAUCCCAGGAGUUCGAGACUAGCCUGGGCAACAUAGUGAGACCCUGUCUCUACUAAAAGUAAAUUAAAAAAAAAAAUUAGCUGGGUGUGGUGGUGCAUGCAUGUAGUUCCAGCCUCAGGAGACUGAGGCUGGAGGAUCCUUGAGCCCAGGAGGUUGAGGCUGCAGUGAGGUGUGAUUGUGCCACUGCAUUCUAGCCUGAGUGACAGAGUGAGACCUUGUCUCAAGAAAAAAAAAAAAAAAAGCAUUUUUCUCUUACCAUUGCAGUAUUCUGAUUAUAUUACUGACAUAGUCAAAAUGAUUAACUGUACAAACUGUAUUUGCUGUGUGUUCUUGGUAUCAUAUUGUAAAACACAGCUUUUAAAAAUAUUUAUAUUUUAAAAACUGUAUGUGACAUUAAUAUGCCUAAUGAUUAAAAUUAUAGUGAUGAAAUAACAAAA
Molecule: messenger RNA, 3926 nt
Organism: Cercocebus atys (sooty mangabey)
Lineage: Eukaryota; Metazoa; Chordata; Mammalia; Primates; Cercopithecidae
Gene: SHCBP1
Product: SHC SH2-domain binding protein 1
Exons: 14
Coding region: 732-2750 (672 amino acids)
Biological process (GO): fibroblast growth factor receptor signaling pathway
Source: RefSeq, a predicted model, not a curated record